AUGGCGCGGUCGGUUUCUCAGGGGGCAUGUAUGCUAUCAAGAGGUACCAUCAGUUCAAGAUGCUGUUAUGAGAUCUUUGAUGGUAUCGAUCCAAUCACGAGGAUCAGCGAGGAUCGCGGGUUCGUCAAAGUCUUUGUGCAGGUCUUGAUGCGGCAUUGUCGUGAUGGUGGUGGUAAAAGGGUUGACGGUGCAACGCCAAAGUCUUCGGGAUAUGGAAUUUUUGAGCUCGAUGCAAAUCACUCGGAUAAGAGCAUAGUGAUGAACCGUCAACCGGAAGUGUUCGCAGAUGUGUCUUUCGUUCUUUCCUAUGGUGCUCGAGAGAAUGCAUUUACUCUCAAAUACAAAACUCGUAGUCCGGCAAACUUUUCAGCCUCUUACCAUCUUUUUCUAACUCGCAGCUUCCAUCGUGUCGACGUCCCUCUCGCCGCCUUCGGGUUUGCUCUUCCGCGCAGCGCUCCGGCGUCUCCACUACUCGUCGCUGGAGUCUCCUUACUGUUGUAA
Acaulospora morrowiae is the source of this 501-nucleotide messenger RNA. Lineage: Eukaryota; Fungi; Glomeromycota; Glomeromycetes; Diversisporales; Acaulosporaceae. The record is from the annotation of a GenBank genome assembly.